Syngnathoides biaculeatus (alligator pipefish) is the source of this 3002-nucleotide messenger RNA. RefSeq names its product kininogen 1 (gene kng1). Lineage: Eukaryota; Metazoa; Chordata; Actinopteri; Syngnathiformes; Syngnathidae. Gene Ontology annotation, biological process: negative regulation of endopeptidase activity; positive regulation of cytosolic calcium ion concentration; negative regulation of blood coagulation. The record is from RefSeq and is a predicted model, not a curated record. The transcript is spliced from 10 exons. Gene Ontology annotation, molecular function: cysteine-type endopeptidase inhibitor activity. The coding region runs from base 247 to 1290 and encodes 347 amino acids. Gene Ontology annotation, cellular component: blood microparticle; extracellular region.
UUACUGGCCAAGUGUGUAAAAAAAAAACGAGGAAUUUUUCUCCGGCAGUUGGUGCUGCCCUGGUACGACAUACAGAACAAAGAACAACAAAGCAACAAGAACAAGAGACAUUUCUAUUUAUAGGAACUAUUCCUUGUAAGAGUCGUGCAAGAUGUAAAAUCUUCAUUUAGAACAGGGUGAAGAGGAGUAGAGACCAACUGGAUCAAGCGGAGGCCUCUGUGAAAUAGUGAAGAACAACAAAGCACCAUGAGGAGUGGAGUAGGUCUGUGUAUAUUGGUUCUGUUGGGCCUUGUUUUAGCCCAGGGUGCCCCCACAGGUGUUCACAUCUUCUGCGAUGACCCGUCUGUUGAGAAGGCUGCUACCGAUGCUUUAAACACUUUCAAUGAAAGGUUGAGCACCAGCUACAAGUUGGCUCUCUUUCAGAUAUUAACAGCUACCAAGUCAGAGAUUGGCUCUGAAUCGUUCUACCAGCUGCAGUUUUCCAGCCGGAGAAGUGACUGCCUGGCAGGAAGCCCCAAACCUUGGACAGAGUGCAACUACCACCCUUAUGGACAGAAAUUGCCGCUUUCAUGCAAUGCCACAGUCCUCAUGACAGAGACUGAAAUAGACACAAAACAGGUCCACUGUGUGCUUGGUGACUACAUUGUCCCACAAAGAGCUUCCUGUUUGGGUUGCCCAAUGGAGAUCGACAAGAACUCAGAAGACAUCAAGGUUCCUCUAUCGGCCUCCAUCUCGAAGUACAACUCCAUCUCUAACUCUACACACCUGUUUAAUCUUAACAACAUUAGACGUGCAACAAGACAGGUGGUGGCAGGUUUCAGAUUUAAACUGAGAUUUGACAUGAGGAAGACCGUCUGUGCCAAAGCUGAACACAAUGAACUCAGUGACUUGUGUGUGCACGAUGAUGAGAAAAUGGAAAUGAUUAACUGUAAUUCCACGGUGGAUGAAGCACCAUGGAGACAUGUGGCCCCUCAGGUCAACAUAGUGUGUGAAGAAGGUCCUCUCCCUCCUCAGCCUUUCAGCAGGCGCCUCCCCCCUGGCUGGACUCCCUUUCGUGAUGCUAUGAAAGAAGUUACUGUCACCACGUCGGUAGCACCAGUCAAGGAAGAAUCAUCCGAGGAGGACACAACGAACGCAUCUCCCACCGCAGAAGCUGCUCAUGACAACCCCUUUCACUGCCCAGCCAAGCCAUGGAAGGACUUCCAUCCCGUCCGUCCUGUGGCUCCGACCCUGGAUGUCACACCUCCAACUCCCCCAAACAGCCCUCUCCAUAAUCAAGACCAGGCGUGAAUACAUCAAAGGGCUCAAGUAUAAUUCAUAGUAAUCUCUCUCAUUGAGUUCUUCUGAGAUUGGACUAUUUUGAAGAAAUAUCCUAAUGCCACGAAGAGCACUAGAAUCACAAGACAUGUGAGCUUUUGAUUCCAGUUAGACAUGAAAUGUUAAUUGACUUCAGUCCACUCAAUACAUACAGCGAGAAAUAUUUGUAUAUAAUACCAUCGAAUACAUUUUGAAAUCAUGACUUUGUGCCAAAAUGUUUUCUUAGUCGGUCCAUACAAAAAAAUUAAAGUUGUUUGAGCUUUCUGGACUGUUGUCAUGGUAUAAAAUUUGAUUUCACCCCUACUGGAAGUGAUUAUAUGAAAAAGUUGUACACCCAAAACUUUGGCUUAGGAGAACGUACUGUAGAUUUCCCCUCCAAAAUGAUAAGAUUUGUCAAAUAAAUUUAUCUCAAAAGUGGUGACAGAGUCGAAAGAAUAAAUACAUCUUCCCUCCGGAGGUUCAAAUGUUUUAUUAAGAGGCCUGUUGCACUGAUACCGAAGGGUCCGAACUUCGUACAAAAACACACAGAGUCUUGUGAAUGUUUAACAAAUGUAUUUGUACAUCAUCUCAGAACACUCCGUUGGUUAGUUAGUCAGUUCGGGUAAAAACAUUUACCCUAUGACCAAGCAGCCAGACAGAAAUGUAAUAUACAAUUAAAAAACAAAAACACAGUAAUGAGACAAAUCUGUCAGGCAUUCCAAAUGGGAGCAAACUUAAGGCAUUCAUAAUUUAAUAUACUGUACUUGUGACUUGUGGCUUUGACGGAAGACACAAUAUAGAGGUAUCUUCACCCAAUCACAUGCACAAAAAAAUAAAACACGUCGGCCCAAUAUACAUUCAUAGUAUAGGCUAAGGUUUUGUCACCAUGUUAUGUCAUGGAAAGAUAGGACAUGAAUAAAUCACUGCAUAUGAAUUGUUCUCCUUUGAGUCAUUUUUAGAAGAUUGAUCACAAGUGGGAACCAACAAUGACUUCAUCCAAACUGCAGAGUCUGUAUUUUUACAUGAGCAGGAAAUUCAAACCCUCCGAUUCGGUUCCGUUUCAGGCUCCACGAAAUAAAACAGUUACAUUCAUAACUAUAGCAGGUUCAAGAGAGAACAACGUUUUUGAAAAAUUUAACACAAAAUUGGGAUCCAAAGAGUAACACAAUCAAAAACAAUUCAAUUUCAUCAUUUUGCAUUAAUAUGUGCAUUUGUAUUGCACUGGAUUGUACUAUUUUUGUGUCCUGUUUACAUAUUUGUUAACAUGACCCAACAGUUCAAGCAGUUUGAGUUCACAAUUCUCUGUGCAUUAUAAGGUUAAAUCACCAAAAAAGCCAGAUUUAAAAAAAAAAAACUUUAAAUUUUAGCAGUUUAAUAGAGCAUAAAGCAUAAUCAUUUUCAACAAGCGUACUCUGCUGGAAAUUAUAAUUUUGAGGCUUGCUGUUGUUUUUAAAAGUAUCAUCUACUUAACGACGCAUGGAAAAAGUGGCCUCGAUGCUAAAUCACAUUCAAAAAAUGGCUGACAAAAAAAUGCACUUACACGUAGCUCAACGCACACAUUAGCAAAGAGACUGCAAUGUUUAUCUACACUAUGUAAAAAAAUCCACCAGAACUGUGGUGCAAUUUAUACUUCCUUUAAUAUCCAUUGAAUAUUUUCAUUUGACCCCCCCUCCACACACACACACACACACACACACACACACACA